Molecule: messenger RNA, 2868 nt
Organism: Coffea arabica (coffee)
Lineage: Eukaryota; Viridiplantae; Streptophyta; Magnoliopsida; Gentianales; Rubiaceae
Source: RefSeq, a predicted model, not a curated record
GACUUGGCCAUUUUUCUUUUGUCUCCUAACCUUAAAAUGAUGGCACCAUACUAUAAUUUUGAAUGUUCAAGCUUUCAGUAACUAUUUUCAUGGUUAUUAACGUCUUAGUUGUGCUGUCCUGAGCUGACUAGAAGCUGAAUCCAGGUAUCUUAUUUUGAUGGGUUCAUGAGGUGGCGGAAUGAUGGUAGCGCGUACCCUGACAAGUCCCAUUCUGAACAUACCCAAACACGAGUUUGUUUUUAACCGUGUGUUCCUUUUUAACUGUUGCUUGCGUUGAUUCUUUACGUGGAUCAUUUGAUUCAGUUGUUCGAUUUGAGUUAGGGAACAUUAUUCACUCAAUUGCCUUCUAGCUGAAUUUUGGACUGUGUACUGAGGGAUUGGGGAUGGUGAACCGUGGAGAAGGCAAUUUGGGGCCUUCUGAUUGAAAAUAGAUUUGUAGGCUGUGGGUGCUGUGGUUGCUGGAGAUAGAACUUUUACCAUUUAGAUUAAUAGCAGGGUAGAACACUUGAGGAGAAAAUGCUGGAAUAAUGGUCGGUUUUGCAACUUUAGAAGGAUGAUAAGAAGGCUCGGAAUUGACAGAGCAAUUGAAGUUGAAAUAUCACUUUUAUCCUCUUGGGUACUCAAAGAUGACAUGUCUCCUUUCUCUUGACUUUUGAGAAACCCAUUCGGAGGGGUGUUGUCGGUCACACACUUAUGGUGGAAGAGCUAGGUCGCCGAAAGGUUAACAGUGGGGAUCUUUACGUUCUAAGAUUUUACAACCGGUUGGAUGAGACAAGAAAGGGAGAAAUUGCUUGUGCUAACGCUGGUGAGGCCCGAAAAUGGAUGGAAGCAUUUGAUCAUGCAAAGCAACAGGCGGAGUAUGAGCUUUCAAGAGGUGCUAGCACAAGAAGCAAGUUGAACGUGGAGAACGAGAUCAAUCUUGAAGGGCGUCGGCCUAGGGUAAGGCGGUAUGCACAUGGCUUGAAAAAGCUUAUAAGAAUAGGACAAGGUCCUGAGAUGCUAUUACGCCAAUCAUCAAGCUUGGAUGGGAGAGGCAGAGCAGAUGCAUUCUUUGAUGCACAUGGUGGAGAUGCAGUUGAAGCACAUGAAUGGAAAUGUGUCCGGACAAUCAAUGGUGUUAGAAUAUUUGAAGAUGUAGCUAGCUCUGAGAGUGGUAAGGGCAUUGUUGUCAAGGCUGUAGGUGUUGUUGAAGCCAGUGCUGACACUGUCUUCGAUGUGGUUUUGAGUCUUGAUCGCCACCAGAGAUAUGAGUGGGAUACAUUGACAGGUGACUUGGAGUUGGUUGAUUCUGAAAAUGGACACUAUGACGUCGUGUAUGGAGUUUUUGAUCCCAAUUAUUUGACUUGGUGGCGGUCCAAGAGAGAUUUUGUUUUCUCUAGGCAGUGGUUUCGUGGACAGGAUGGAACAUAUACAAUCUUGCAGUUUCCUGCCGUGCACAAGAAACGGCCACCAAAAUCUGGAUAUCGACGCACCAAAAUUAAUCCUUCUUCAUGGGAGAUAAAAAACUUAAAUACAUCCUCAUCAUCAAAGGUGGCCCAAUGCCUUGUGACGCAAACGCUAGAGAUAAACACCAAAGGCUGGUUUAAAUGGAAGAAGGAUUACAGCCCUAAGUUCGAAAAAACUAUUCCAUUUGCACUGCUGAGUCAAGUGUCAGGUUUGAAGGAAUAUGUUGGAGCUAAUCCUGCACUUACAGCUGAAUCUCCCACAACUGUUAUCCAUUCUAAGAUUUCCGAUGUUUUAGCAUCCAAUGGUGAAUUGGAAGUGGCAGAAGCACCAGAUGAAUUCUAUGAUGCAAUUGCUGGUGAUUCAUCUUCAGAAGAUGAUAACAGCGAUGAUGACUCAGAAAAAGUCAAUAAGAAUAGAAAAUUCAAAUUGAAAAAUGUUUCAUGGGCCAUAGCAAGCCUGGCAUUGCAGAGAAUGUCAGCACCAGAUGCUAACAAGGAGUUAAACCCAGAUGUCACUCCAAUCAAUCUUGACGCAUUUCAGUUCCAUGGUUCCAUGCAACGAGGGGGGGAUGAGGCUGAUACUAGCUGCUGGACUUCUCCUAGUGGCACAGGAUUCAUGAUCAGAGGCAAGACAUACUUGAAAGACAGCAUAAAGGUAAAAGGGGGUGAGCCACUUCUGAAGCUCAUAGCUGUGGACUGGUUUAAUGUAGAUAACCGUGUUGACAACAUUGCACUGCAUCCUAAAUGCCUUGUUCAGUCUGAAGCAGGGAAGAAAGUUCCGUUCAUCCUUGUUAUAAAUCUUCAGGUUCCUGCCAAACCAAACUACAGCAUGGUUCUUUAUUAUGCUGCUGACAGACCUGUAAAUAAAAAUUCUUUGUUGGGUAAAUUUGUGGAGGGGACUGACAUGUUCCGGGAUUCAAGAUUCAAACUGAUUCCAAGCAUUGUUGAGGGAUAUUGGAUGGUCAAACGUGCCGUUGGAACUAAAGCUUGCCUGCUUGGGAAAGCAGUAACGUGCAAAUACCUUAGACAAGACAAUUUUCUGGAGAUUGAUGUGGACAUUGGCUCAUCAUCUGUGGCAAGGAGUGUGAUUGGUCUUGUCCUUGGAUAUGUCACCAGCAUUGUCGUUGAUCUUGCAAUAUUGAUAGAGGCAAAAGAAGAGGCAGAACUACCCGAGUAUAUUCUAGGAACUGUUAGACUAAAUCGCGUUAGGCUUGAUUCUGCUGUACGAUUGGAGAAUUGAGGUUUUUGAUAAGUAAGAGCAUUUUUACUACUUAUUGGAAAAAAAAAAAUUUUUUUGACCAUUCUAUUCUAUGUGGUUGAGCUGUUAUUCUCCCUGUAUUGAUUCUGAUAUUUUACAAAAAUCAUGCGGAACCGGGAUGGUUUACUAGAUAUCCUUCAAAUUGUAGUUUUGUGCUGAGGAAAA